This is a messenger RNA of Striga asiatica, 2068 nucleotides long. Lineage: Eukaryota; Viridiplantae; Streptophyta; Magnoliopsida; Lamiales; Orobanchaceae. The record is from the annotation of a GenBank genome assembly.
GUUUCGAAAGCAUCACCCGGCCCAAAAAGCCCCGAGGGCACUAGAUCCGCUGUCCGCGUCGCAGAUGAUGGGUCCUCCCUUCGAAUCAAAUACGUCAAAUGACCCGUCACUUUUCCCCUUGCUCGGCACGUGACAUCGUCGUCUACCUGAGUUUCAAAUACGUGUUUUCUUCACAACACAUUGUAGAAAGUUCUGUUCUCCGUUUGCGGGCAGCGCCUAACCAUUUUCACACCCAGCUAACAAUUUUCAUUACGCAUUACGUUUUCAGAUGGCACCGCCGGCUCUGAUCUGCGAAACCGAGCCGUGGAAGGAUUUGAAGGCCCAUGUAGAGGACAUUGAGAAGACUCAUCUGCGUGAAUUGAUGGGUGACGCAGACCGAUGCCAGUCCAUGAUGGUUGAGUUCGACAGGGUACUGUUGGAUUAUUCGAGGCAACGUGUAACUCUUGACACGUUGAGUAAGUUAAAAAAAUUAGCAGAGGCAGCUCAUUUGAAAGAGAAGAUUGAUCGGAUGUUCAAGGGAGAGCGUAUUAACAGUACAGAGAAUAGAUCUGUCCUUCAUGUAGCACUUCGUGCUCCAAGGGAUUCAGUCAUAAAUAAUGAUGGGAAGAAUGUGGUCCCGGAUGUUUGGCAAGUUCUUGAUAAAAUCAAAGAUUUCUCUGAUAGGGUCCGCAGUGGUGCCUGGGUUGGAGUCACUGGGAAAUUGUUGGAAAAUGUUAUUGCAGUUGGAAUUGGAGGCAGUUUCCUAGGUCCUCUCUUUGUACAUACAGCACUUCAAACAGACCCAGAAGCUGCUGAAUUUGCUAGGGGGCGCCAGUUGCGAUUCCUUGCAAAUGUCGAUCCAGUUGAUGUUGCGAAGAACAUUGCUGGGUUAAAUCCUGAAACAACAUUAGUUGUGGUGGUAUCAAAAACUUUUACUACUGCCGAAACCAUGCUGAAUGCCCGGACUCUAAGGGAGUGGAUCUCAGCUGCCUUGGGGCCUGAAGCUGUGGCAAAGCACAUGGUUGCUGUCAGCACUAAUCUCACGCUAGUUGAAAAGUUUGGUAUUGACCCAAAAAAUGCAUUUGCCUUCUGGGAUUGGGUUGGAGGGCGCUAUAGCGUUUGCAGCGCUGUUGGAGUAUUGCCUCUUUCUUUGCAAUAUGGAUUUGAAGUUGUUGAGAAGUUCCUAAAAGGAGCUUCGAGCAUCGAUCAACAUUUCCGGUCUGAGCCUUUGGAGAAAAACUUACCUGUGCUACUAGGCUUAUUGAGUGUUUGGAAUGUGUCAUUCCUUGGAUAUCCUGCUAGAGUUAGCAUGGAGAGUAAUGGAAAAGGGGUAUCAAUUGAUGGUGUUCCCCUUCCCUAUGAAGCUGGUGAGAUUGAUUUUGGUGAACCAGGAACAAAUGGACAGCACAGCUUUUAUCAACUAAUUCACCAGGGUCGAGUUAUUCCGUGUGAUUUUAUUGGUGUGGUAAAGAGUCAGCAACCUGUCUACCUGAAAGGUGAAUUGGUCAGUAACCAUGAUGAGCUUAUGUCAAACUUCUUUGCUCAACCUGAUGCACUUGCUUAUGGGAAGACUCCAGAACAGUUGUUAAAAGAGAAUGUUCCUGACCAUCUUGUUGCUCACAAAACUUUCUCCGGAAACCGGCCAUCUGUUAGCCUUCUGCUUCCUUCAUUGAAUGCUUACAACGUUGGACAGCUGCUGGCAAUUUACGAGCACAGAAUUGCUGUAGAAGGGUUCAUCUGGGGCAUCAAUUCUUUUGACCAAUGGGGAGUAGAAUUGGGAAAGUCACUGGCUACGCAAGUCAGAAAACAGCUUCAUGCAUCUCGUAAGAAAGGUGACCCGGUUGAAGGCUUCAAUUUCAGUACUACAACACUUCUAACAAGAUAUCUAGAGGCAAAUGCAGACAUUCCAAAGGAGGACUGCACAAUUUUACCAAAGAUGCUGCUUUCUAGUCACAGAAUAAUAAUAGCAGCUAAACGAGUUUUUGCUGAUGGCUGUGGUUUGUAUUACUCAAUAGCCGAAUUUUCGUUUCUCAUGACUGAUUUCCUGCUAAGUGCUGAACUUGUUAACAGCUACGGUUUUGUUCUCUGA